AUGUCUGGCAAACUCAACGCUCCGGUUGUCAUGGCUACAUGUUGUCUGAGUGAAUGUGUACAAUUUCCCCCUCAAAUUGUCAAGAUUUCGCCCACCAUCUCGGUUUCACCGGGUCAGGACGCCGUGUUGACGUGUCGAGCCGCGGCCUAUCCGACGCCCAAAGUGAAAUGGAUGCACACGGCGCCGAUGGGCCAAAACGCCCGACUCGACAGGCAGCGCCAAUUGGCCGGCGUCGGCAGUGGCCAUCCCGGCUCAGUGGGCCUCGCUGGGCCGCAGGUUGCUGGGUCGGGGGCGAUCGGAGGCGGUGGCACCCAACUGACCGAGCCGAAAGACUUGGAGGCCACCCUUCGUCUCUCCGAGAUCAGCCAAUCGGCCAACUAUACAUGCGUGGCCUUCAACGAACUCGGCGUCGUCAAUCGCGACGUGGAGGUGGUUGUCAAGCGUGAGUUGCCCUCGAAAAGAGCCAAUUUGGCGGGUUGA
Messenger RNA from Protopolystoma xenopodis, 480 nucleotides. Lineage: Eukaryota; Metazoa; Platyhelminthes; Monogenea; Polystomatidea; Polystomatidae. The record is from the annotation of a GenBank genome assembly.